This is a messenger RNA of Sturnus vulgaris (Common starling), 2052 nucleotides long. RefSeq names its product iroquois homeobox 4 (gene IRX4). Gene Ontology annotation, molecular function: RNA polymerase II cis-regulatory region sequence-specific DNA binding; DNA-binding transcription factor activity, RNA polymerase II-specific. Lineage: Eukaryota; Metazoa; Chordata; Aves; Passeriformes; Sturnidae. Gene Ontology annotation, cellular component: nucleus. The record is from RefSeq and is a predicted model, not a curated record. Gene Ontology annotation, biological process: regulation of transcription by RNA polymerase II; neuron differentiation; cell development.
GGGAGCCUCUGUACCAUGUCCUAUCCUCAGUUUGGCUACCCUUACUCCUCAGCACCCCAGUUCCUGAUGAGCACCAACUCCCUGACGACCUGCUGCGAGACCAGCAGCCGGACGCUGGCUGAGACGGGGGCGGCCGCCUCCGCCCAGACCCCCGUGUACUGCCCGGUGUACGAGAGCCGCCUGCUCGCUACAGCCCGACACGAGCUCAACUCCGCCGCCGCCCUGGGGGUCUACGGCGGACCCUACGCCGGGCCCCAGGGCUAUGGAAACUACGUGACCUACGGUACCGAGGCUCCCGCCUUCUACUCCUUGAACAGUUUGGAUGCGAAGGACGGGAGCGGCUCUGCGCAUGCGGGCAUCGCCCCGGCGGCUGCCUACUACCCCUACGAUCACACCCUCAGCCAGUACCAGUACGACAGGUACGGGACGAUGGACGGUGGGACGCGGAGAAAAAACGCCACCCGAGAGACGACCAGCACGCUGAAGGCCUGGCUGCAGGAGCACCGCAAGAACCCCUACCCCACUAAGGGCGAGAAGAUCAUGCUGGCCAUCAUCACCAAGAUGACCCUCACCCAGGUCUCCACCUGGUUCGCCAACGCCCGCCGGCGGCUCAAGAAGGAGAACAAGAUGACCUGGCCCCCGCGGAACAAGUGCUCUGACGAGAAGCGGCCCUAUGAGGAAGAGGACGAGGAGGAGGAGGAGGGUUCGCAGGAAGAGGCGAUGAAGAGCGGGAAAGCCGAGGAACCCACGGGCAAGGAGGAGAAGGAGCUGGAGCUCAGCGACCUGGAGGACUUGGACGCCGCCGAGUCGGAGAGCUCGGAGUGCGAGCUGAGGCGGCCCUUCCCGCACCCGCUCCCGCAUCCGCACCCGCUCCCGCUCCCGGGCGGCAGCCACCCGCCGCGGGCCGCAGAGCUCCCCGCCAAGAUGCCGCCGCCGGCUGCCUCCGGGGAGGAAGAGGAGGAGGAGGAGGAGGAGGCGGCGGUGGCAGAGCGGGCGCGGAGCUGCCUGAAGACGGCGGCGGAGGAGUGCGGCCCCGACCCGCUGGGCGCUCGGCAGCGCGGCUGCGAGUCCAAGAUGUGCUUCCAGCAGGGGCAGCAGCUGCUGGAGGCGAAGCCCAGGAUUUGGUCCCUGGCGCACACUGCCACCUCCCUCAACCAGGCCGAGUACCCCUCCUGCAUGCUGAAAAGGCCGGGGGGCUCGGCCGCCGCCGCCGCUCCCGCCCCGGUCAGCGUCAUCGACAGGCACCAGGAUUCGCCGGUCACCAACCUCAGGAACUGGGUGGACGGGGUGUUUCACGACCCCCUGUUCAGGCACAGUACUUUAAACCAAGCCCUGAGCAACACAACAGUUUCCUGGGCUACCACCAAAGGAGCCAUUCUGGAAACGGGCGCCUUGGGACGCGCGGUGGGGAACGGCGCCAAUGUGCUCAAGGGGCAGCUCUCAAACCUGGCCCACCAUGACUCAAACAAAGAGUUUCUGGCGUUUCCCAAAUCAGGAAGCAAAAUGUUUUGUUCCUAACAGGCCCGCCGAGGGGCAAAGGACUUUCUAACGCUUGAAGAGUCAGCUACACUGAAAAGAGACUUGCAAGAGUUUAAAUUUAAAUAUAAAACUUUUUCUUCCUUUUUUUUUUUUUUUAACAAACAACAUAAACGAGGAUUUAAAGUUCAGUUUGCUCAGUUCAACGGAAAGACUUUGCUCAUUGCUGUUCUGAACAUUUUCUCCUGGCUGCGACUUUAAGGGAUCAAUGUCGUGAAAGUUAUUUAAUUCCAUGUCCAAAAAGCACGUACUAUAGUGUAGACCUACUUAUAAAGUUUACAUCCGAAAGUUUACAAACGGGAAAUUUUAAUUCAGAUUUAAUUUAAGGCAUGCCGAUAUUAGUUAUAAAGACUUUUCGAGAGUUUUUCCUCCUGAUUUCCUUGUUAGCAUAUAAUUCACAAACAGCACUUCUACUAAGUUUACACCUACUGCACAAAUUUAUCUUGACAAAAAAAAAAAAAAAAGAAUAUGUUAAAAGGUAUGCUCACUCCAAUAAAUUGUCUGUUUCAGAGGUAA